GUGGUGAUUGGGCGGUGCCCAGGAGUCGCUCGGGCGAGGAGCGGGCGCGCGAGCGGGAGUUCCUGCAGGAGGCCCGGGCAGAUGGCAGGCGCCUUCACCAUGGCCUCGGCCCAGCUGGACUACACUAUCGAGAUCCCGGAUCAGUCCUGCCGGAGCCAGGAGAACAGCCCCAACCAAGGCGGGAAGGAUGCGGGGACUCGGCAGCCUUUGGUGAUUCUCUUGGGCUGGGGUGGCUGCACUGACAAGAACCUGGCCAAGUACAGCGCCAUCUACCACAAAAGGGGCUGCAUCGUGAUCCGAUACACAGCCCCAUGGCACAUGGUCUUCUUCUCUGAGUCCCUGGGCAUCCCUUCACUUCGUGUCUUGGCCCAGAAGCUCCUUGAGCUGCUCUUUGAUUACGAGGUGGAGAAGGAGCCCCUGCUCUUCCAUGUCUUCAGCAACGCCGGCGUCAUGCUGUACCGAUACGUGCUGGAGCUCCUGCAGACCCACCGGCGCUUCUGCCACCUGCGUGUGGUGGGCACCAUCUUUGACAGCGGUCCUGGUGACAGGAAUCUGGUAGGGUCUCUGAGGGCCCUGGCGGUCAUCCUGGAGCACCGGCCUGCUGCGCUGCGCCUGCUGCUCCUGGUGGCCUUCGCCCUGGUGGCAAUCCUGUUCCACAUCCUGCUCGCUCCACUCACCGCCCUCUUCCACACCCUCUUCUAUGACAGGCUGCUCGAUGCAGCCUCUCGCUGGCCCGAGCUCUACCUCUACUCGAGGGCCGACGAGGUGGUCCUAGCCAGGGAUGUGGAGCGCAUGGUGGAAGCACGCCUGGCACACCGGGUCCCAGUGCGCUCCGUGGACUUUGUGUCAUCUGCACAUGUCAGCCACCUUCGUGAUUACCCUACUUAUUACACGAGCCUCUGUGUCAACUUUAUGCACAGCUGUGUCCACUGCUGAGCUCCUUGCCCUACCCACCUCAUCUCUGUUCCAGAAAUAAAUGCCUGGCAGCUCCCCACAACCUA
Molecule: messenger RNA, 1001 nt
Organism: Camelus dromedarius (Arabian camel)
Lineage: Eukaryota; Metazoa; Chordata; Mammalia; Artiodactyla; Camelidae
Gene: TMEM53
Product: transmembrane protein 53
Exons: 3
Coding region: 82-936 (284 amino acids)
Source: RefSeq, a predicted model, not a curated record